CGUCGCUUCGAUAUGCCUGCCGUUUGGCAGCUUCAGGACCAAAUCUUUUGAUGCCCAGAGGCUUUUUGUCGCCGGGUUUGGCCUGACAACAGCAUUCGGCGACUCCAGCGAAGUGCUAAUGAAGGUGCAGGUGCCGGUGGUGGCCCAGGACCAGUGCGCGGCCGUGUUCCGGCGCCAGCGGGCCGUCAUCGGGUCGGGCCAGAUGUGUGCCGGAGCCGAGAAGGGCCGCGACUCGUGCUCGGGCGACUCGGGCGGCCCGCUGAUGGCCGUCGACCGCGUCACUGGGCCGCCCUACCGGCUCAUCGGCGUCGUCUCGUUCGGCGUCACGCGCUGCGGCACCGAAAACGUGCCGGGCGUGUACACGCGCGUCACCGAGUACCUCAACUGGAUCAUGGACCACAUGCGUGACUAG
Messenger RNA from Pollicipes pollicipes, 412 nucleotides. Its product is annotated as CLIP domain-containing serine protease 14D-like. The coding region runs from base 119 to 412 and encodes 97 amino acids. The record is from RefSeq and is a predicted model, not a curated record. NCBI's taxonomy places the organism in Eukaryota, Metazoa, Arthropoda, Thecostraca, Pollicipedomorpha, Pollicipedidae. Gene Ontology annotation, biological process: proteolysis. Gene Ontology annotation, molecular function: serine-type endopeptidase activity. The transcript has 2 exons.